Messenger RNA from Aspergillus versicolor CBS 583.65, 1340 nucleotides. RefSeq lists its product as uncharacterized. The transcript is spliced from 2 exons. The coding region runs from base 161 to 1180 and encodes 339 amino acids. NCBI's taxonomy places the organism in Eukaryota, Fungi, Ascomycota, Eurotiomycetes, Eurotiales, Aspergillaceae. The record is from RefSeq and is a predicted model, not a curated record.
CUCUUCGUCCCUCCAGUACUCGAUAAUUAAUGUCCUGCCAUAAAAUAAGACUUUUAAGUCCAGCAGUAAUAUAAACUGCACAAUGAACAACCCGCUCUAGUGUUUAUUUACAUCCCCACUCCAACCUCCGCCAACCUCCGCAUUCCCACCACAGUGCAACAUGAACCUCCGCACGCUGUUUGGCAAGCAGUCCACCAACAAAUCCCUUGUGUACGGCUUAGACCAUGCAAUCCUCAACACCCCAAUCCCGCCGCCGUCCAUGUGGAUGAAUCUCGGCUACUGGAAGGAUACAUCCGACUUCCCCACAGCCUGUGCCGCAUUACUGGACCAGGUCCUGAUCACGGCUUCGCUGAUUGACGAGAAUGGAGACGCGAAGCCGCAUCUGGCGCAGAAGAAGCUCCGUCUGUUCGAUGUGGGCAUUGGGUGCGGAGAUCAGUCGCUGAGGAUACUGGGAUAUAAGAAAGGGGAUAAAAUGAGUUCAGCUGAAGUGAACGGGUCACCGCUAUUCGAUUCCUACACCGGCGUCACUUCUCUACCGGUACAGGCCGAGUUUGCGUCGCAGCGGAUCGAGCACCAUCUCUCUAAGAUAGAAAGCGACAACACGAAAACAAACCCAAGAGCAGCCCAGAUCUUCUGCGCCGACGCCGCAAACCCACCAUCCUGGCCAUCAGAGCUCCAUGCCUCCCUCGACCCAUUCCAAACCGAAACCAAAACCCAAGAUGGCAGAGAAGAAACAGAAAACUGGCUCCUAGCCCUCGAUACCCUCUACCACUUCCACCCCUCGCGCACCCCGCUGUUCAAAUACACCUACUCAACCCUCCACGCCAGCAUCAUGGCCUUCGACCUCCUCCUCCCCUCGUCUCCGCGCCUUUCGUUCUGGACGCGUCUCCUCCUGCGCCUCCUCUGCCUCUUCAGCGGGACACCUUAUACAAACUUCCACACAGAGGAGGAAUAUACCGCCCUCCUUGUGGCUGCGGGGUAUGAUAUCGACAAAAUUGAGUUCAGGGAUAUAUCGGAGGAUGUGUUUGCGGGUAUAGCGGGGUUUUGUCAACGGCGGGGCGAGGUGGUGAGUGCGUAUGGCAUGGGGAAGAUGGGGAAGUUUAAGGGCGCUGGAAGGAUGUUUGGGUGGUGGGCUAGGACGGGGGUUGUUAGGGGCGUUGUUAUUGUUGCGAGGGUUUGAUGCUUUCGCCUAAGUAUUUCAUGGAUGUGUAUAUAUGGAGUAUUGGGGGCACAGCUUGGCAAAAUUCCCCGGAUUGCUUAAUUAGAGGUCUCUUGGCUAGCUCUUGGCUAAACCCAUGGACAGGUUCUACAAUUGAAUAAGAUCAAAGCCGAACUUAAGC